This is a messenger RNA of Cuscuta campestris, 699 nucleotides long. NCBI's taxonomy places the organism in Eukaryota, Viridiplantae, Streptophyta, Magnoliopsida, Solanales, Convolvulaceae. The record is from the annotation of a GenBank genome assembly.
CACAUUGACGGGAUUGUGAGAGGAUGACGACUUAUUCAUGCACUCUGAACAGCAAACCGACGAUGCCCUUUGUACGAGAGCAGAACCUUUCAAGACAAUGAGCAGAUUGGGGCAUACUUUUUUACCGUGCCGCUCCGGACAACGAGUCGGCAGCGCACAUCGUGCUCAGUGCUACGAUUUCUUUUACUUGGCCACUCCGGACAACGAGUCGACAAUGCACCUCAUAUCCAUGGAUGUAGAUUCUUUCACCUUGCCUUACUCGGAGCAGCGAGUUGGCGUUGCAUUUCGAGACAAAUGGCGUCGCUUGCCUUACUUCACCGUGCUCGGGACAGCGAGUUGGCGGUGCAGUCCAGACAGCAAGGAGGACGGUGUCCCUCCGUGGAGAAUUAUGGUUCUACUUCCACUUCACCUCGAGUUCCUCUCGGCUCGAGAAGUGGGGGACUCAUGAUGGAUACCCCGGACAGGGGGUAUCCGGUCUUUGUGUAAUAUCAGUCGGGGCAGUCCAGUUUGUGCGAUAGGCCCGUUUGUUGUUUGUUAAUUACUUAUUUAGGGCGGCCCAGCCUGUUGGGCCGACCCAUUUGUCUUUGUAUGUAAACCCUAGCCCUCACUCUCCCAUUAUUUAUACCCCUCUUCUAGGAAGAGGGAGAGGGGAGGAGCUCAUUCCACACGCUCCGGACUUACGUUCUAAGUAUUAUCCUC